This is a messenger RNA of Zerene cesonia (dogface butterfly), 4597 nucleotides long. It is a transcript of the gene Sra-1, whose product is annotated as cytoplasmic FMR1-interacting protein. Gene Ontology annotation, molecular function: small GTPase binding; RNA 7-methylguanosine cap binding. The transcript has 29 exons. Gene Ontology annotation, biological process: cell morphogenesis; regulation of translation; cell projection assembly. Bases 137 to 3955 code for a protein of 1272 amino acids. Lineage: Eukaryota; Metazoa; Arthropoda; Insecta; Lepidoptera; Pieridae. The record is from RefSeq and is a predicted model, not a curated record. Gene Ontology annotation, cellular component: neuron projection; SCAR complex; synapse.
AAUUUGUUAUCUGUCAAAUAUUGUGUAUUCUAAUGUCACAGAAAUGUUUUUAUUAUAAAAUUAUUUUCGGAAAUAAUAAGUGUUUACUCAAUUGUAAGAAUUAGUCGCUUCCGGUUGAAAUUAGAAGACAUUUAAAAUGUCUGUUAGUGAGAAAGUAUCUUUGUCUGAUGCGUUGAGCAAUGUGGAUGUGCUGGAUGAACUCACACUACCUGACGAGCAGCCCUGCAUCGAGGCAGCACCCUGCUCCAUCCUAUAUCAAGCGAACUUUGACACCAACUUCGAAGACCGCAAUGGCUUCGUCACUGGCAUUGCCAAGUAUAUUGAAGAAGCCACCAUACAUGCCAACUUGAACGAACUCCUAGAAGAGGGCAACGCUCAUGCUGUGAUGCUGUACACUUGGCGAUGCUGCAGUCGGGCAAUACCUCAGCCGAGGUCCAACGAACAACCGGAUAGGGUUCACAUAUAUGAGAGGACGGUGCAAGUGCUUGCCCCUGAAGUGGACAAAUUGCUUCAAUUCAUGUACUUCCAGCGUAAGGCGAUAGAGAGAUUCUGCGGCGAGGUCCGCCGGCUGUGUCACGCGGAGAAGAGGAGGGACUUCGUGUCGGAGGCGUACCUCUUGACGCUCGGCAAGUUCGUCAACAUGUUCGCCGUUCUCGACGAGUUGAAGAACAUGAAGAGCUCGGUGAAGAACGAUUAUUCCACGUACAGGAGAGCGGCUCAAUUUCUCAAGGUAAUGUCGGACAGUCAGAGUCUGCAAGAGUCCCAGAACCUGUCCAUGUUCCUCGCGACACAGAACAAAAUAAGGGACACUGUUAAGGAUGCCCUCGAAAAGAUCAAUGGAUACGAGGAUCUGUUGGCUGACGUUGUCAAUAUAUGCGUGCAUAUGUACGAAACUAGAAUGUAUUUGAUGCCAUCCGAAAAACACAUGCUCGUUAAGGUCAUGGGAUUCGGCCUGUUCCUAAUGGAUUCCGAAGUUUGCAACAUCAACAGAUUGGAUCAAAAGAAAAAGAUACGGUUGGACCGGAUUGAUAGAAUAUUUAAGAAUCUCGAAGUGGUCCCGUUGUUCGGUGAUAUGCAAAUAGCGCCUUUUAAUUAUAUCAAGCGUUCGAAACAUUACGAUCCGAGCAAGUGGCCGCUGUCGUCCAGCCCGAAUCCGCCUUCUCCUCAGGCUGACCUGAUGGUCCACCUGCCUCAGAUACGCGAAGAACACCAGAAUUAUAUUUCGGAACUUGCGAGAUAUAGUAAUGAGGUGACGACCACGUUCAAGGAGGCCGGCACCGACGCGGAGAACCGCGCGGUCGCCGAGCUCUGCCUGCGCGGGCUGCAGCUGCUCUCCUCGUGGUGCUCCGUGCUCACCGAGCUCUGCUCCUGGAAGCUGCUGCACCCGACCGACCACGCGACCAACCCGCGCUGCCCGCCCGACGCCGAGGAGUACGAGCGGGCGACCCGAUACAACUACAGCUCCGAGGAGAAGUUCGCGACGAUCGAAGUGAUCGCGAUGAUCAAGGGCCUCCAGGUGCUGGUCGCGCGCAUGGAGACCGUGUUCGCGGACGCGGCCCGCCGCGCCAUCUACGCGGAGCUGCAGGACUUCGUGCAGCUGAUGCUGCGCGAGCCGCUGCGGAAGGCGAUCAAGAACAAGAAGGACCUGAUCAGGAGCAUCAUAGUGUCGGUGCGCGAGACGUGCGGCGACUGGGCGCGCGGCUGCGAGCCGCAGCAGGACCCGGCGCUGCGCGGCAAGAAGGACGCCGACGCCAGCUUCACCAUCAAGGUGCCGCGCCGCAACGUCGGCCCAUCAUCGACGCAGUUGUACAUGGUGCGGACGCAGCUGGAGGCCCUGGUGUCAGACAAGUCCGGCGGGCGAAGGACGCUGCGGAAAGACCUGGACGCGGCCACGCUGCAGCAGAUCGAGACCUUCCACCGGCAGAGCUUCUAUUGGACGUACCUGCUCAAUUUGGCUGACUCUCUCUCCAAGUGCUGCGACCUCUCUCAGCUGUGGUACCGCGAGUUCUAUUUGGAGAUGACCAUGGGGCGGAAAGUUAAUAAAUGCACGGUCCGCCACCAGCACAACGAGGAGUGCAACGAUCUCAUAACGAUGGAGAAGCGGAUUCAGUUCCCGAUUGAGAUGUCCAUGCCGUGGAUACUGACCGACCACAUAUUGAGGAGCAAGGAGCCGGCCAUGAUGGAAUACGUCUUAUACCCGCUGGAUCUAUACAAUGAUUCCGCCCAGUACGCGCUCACGGUGUUCAAGAAACAGUUUCUGUACGACGAGGUGGAGGCGGAGGUGAAUCUCUGCUUCGACCAGUUUGUCUACAAGCUGUCUGAGCUGGUCUACUCGCACUACAAGCAGCUGGCCGCUAGCAUGCUGCUCGACAAGCGGUACCGCGCGGAGUGCGCGGCGCGCGGCGCCAGCACGGGCUGCGGCGCGGGCCGCUACGCGUCGCUGCUGCGCCAGCGCCACGUGGCGCUGCUCGGCCGCCACGUCGACCUGUGCGCGCUCGUCGCUCAAAGAAUCAAUGCGGACAUGCAUCGCGCCCUCGACGCGGCGGUCGCCAAGUUCGAAGCGGGCGAUAUCACUGGCGUUGUGGAGCUGGAAGGUCUGAUAGCGGUGAACCGGCUGUGCCACAAGCUGCUGAGCCGCUACCUGACGCUGGACGAGUUCGAGGCGAUCCUGCGCGAGUCGGACCACGGCGUGCUGGCGCCGUACGGCCGCGUCACGCUGCACGUGUUCUGGGAGCUCAACUAUGACUUCCUGCCGAACUACUGCUACAACGCAGCCACCGACCGUUUCGUCAAGUGUCGCGGCAUUCAGUUCGCGCCGGGGGUGCAGCGCGAAAAGCCGCAGCAGUACGGCCACGCCAUGCUGUGGGGCUCCAAGCAGCUGAGCCUGGCGUAUUCCGCGCAAUAUGCGCAAUAUAACGGCUUCGUGGGCGCGCAGCACCUGCACGCGCUGGUGCGGCUGCUCGGCUACCAGGGCGUGGCCGUGGUGGUCGGCGAGCUGCUGGGCGUGGCGCGCGGCCUGCUGCACGGCACGCUCGCGCAGUUCACGCGCGCGCUGCACGCCGCCAUGCCGCGCCACUGCAAGCUGCCGCGAUACGACUACGGCUCCAACGGCGUGCUCGGCUACUACCACGCGCAGCUGACGGACAUAGUGCAGUACCCGGACGCGCGCACGGAGCUGUUCCACGCGUUCCGCGAGCUCGGCAACAUCAUACUGUUCUGUAUGCUCAUCGAACAGGCGCUCAGUCAAGAAGAGGUCACUGAUUUGUUGCACGCGGCGCCGUUCCAGAAUAUCCUGCCACGACCUUACACGGCUGAGGGAGAGAAACCGGAGACAAAGCAGAAGCGUUUGGAGGCGAAAUACGCCGCGCUGCAGAUUGUCCAGAACGUGGAAAAGUACGGAACCGCCAAGCAGAGCCAGCUGUCGCGCGAGGGCGAGCUGCUGACGCGCGAGCGGCUGUGCUGCGGCCUGUCGCUGUUCGCGGUGGUGCUGCGGCGCCUGCGCGGCUGCCUCGCCGCGCCGCACUGGCCCGCGCCGCCCGCGCCGCACCACGCGCCGCUGCACACCGACGACACCAGCGAGUUCCACAGACUGUGGUCGGCUCUACAAUUCCUGUACUGCAUUCCAGUUGGUGACACUCAGUUCACUGUUGAGGAGCUGUUCGGCGAAGGCCUGCACUGGGCCGGGUGCACCAUCAUAGCCCUGCUGGGUCAGCAGCGCCGCUUCGAAGCGCUCGACUUCUGCUACCACAUCCUCAGGGUGCAGCGCGUCGAUGGCAAGGACGAGCUGGUUAAGGGCAUUCCGCUGAAGCGCAUGGUGGACAGGAUUCGGCGGUUCCAAGUGCUGAACUCGCAGAUAUUCAGUGUGCUGGCCCGCCACCUGGCGGCCGCGGACGACGAGCGAGCGGGAGUCGAACACGUGCGCUGCUUCCCACCGCCCUCCACCAAUGCGCAGUAGGAAGUGCGCUGUUUCUCUGACUGAAAAUCAACACAACUCCCACAGCAUAGACUAAAAUUUAUUUAAAAUAGGUGAAAACAACGGUUUUCUAGAUUAAGCGCUUAGUUUUAGUUUUUUAAAACAUUAGCUGUUUUUCAUAUUCUUUAUAAUUUUUGUGUAUGUUAAUAAGUACAUUAAAUUUGUAUACAAUACACAACAUAGAUUCAUUUGAACAAGCUUCCAUCUGUAUUUACACUGUAUCUAUUAUCAUCGUCAAUACCUCUGCCAUCGCUGCCAUCAUCAUCAUUAUCAUCAUCACCAUAGGCAUCAUCAUCAUCACCAACACCAUCACCCAAAGACGAACAAUAAACAUCUAGAUUAAUGUUUAACAAUAGUCCAAAGUACAAUUCUGCCUACGCGUGUAUCAGGCAAAGCUUAUUAAUGAGCUAUUGCAAUUGAAUUUGAACAUUACUGCCAGGAAAUAAGGUGUUUAUUUCAAUGAAUGUUUAGAUUGCUUAUGUUUAGUUACAGUUUAUUAAAUCAAUGGAUCAUUAUCAUCAUUGUAAUUUAAGUAUUCUGUUUUAUAAAAUGAAAUAUACAAUUCUGAAUUGCAUUGCAAUAUUGAUUUUAAGAUACAGAUUUUUUUAGGGAAAAUAACGUUUU